AUGUAUGCUUGUCAGUUUUCCAUAUCUCUUACUAAUCAUUUGCCCGCCCUCUCCUCCAGCCCACAUCCUCUGCUUGCACGCCUACAGGCCGGCACACGCCAUACGUGGGGGGCAGCAGCGACGGGGAAGCAGCGACGGGCGAGGCAGCAAGGGGGAAGCAGCGACGGGCGAGGCAGCGAGGGGGAGGCAGCAAGGGGGAGGCAGCGAGGGGGAGGCAGCAAGGGGGAGGCAGCGAGGGGGAGGCAGCAAGGGGGAGGCAGCGAGGGGGAGGCAGCAAGGGGGAGGCAGCGAGGGGGAGGCAGCAAGGGGGAGGCAGCGAGGGGGAGGCAGCGAGGGGGAGGCAGCAAGGGGGAGGCAGCGAGGGGGAGGCAGCGAGGGGGAGGCAGCGACGGCUCUGGUGGGAUGGCUUUCGCCGCCGCGGCCAACGAGAUCACUGGACCGCUGCUCCUGAGCACUGCUGCCCAACGGCUGCUGCCGAACGACUGCUUGCCAACGGCUGCUGCCGAACGACUGAGGCGAGGAGGAAUGGCGCCACUGCUGCCGCACCGGAGGAACUUAGCGCAGGGCAAGCAGCAAGGCAGCGUGUGCCUGCCUGCCCUCUCCACACCGGCAGCAGCAAGGCCAGGAGGCAACGCUGUUGGUGACACUGGGGCACAACGCAUGGGCGUGGGGAGGCCAGGAGCUGCAGAGGAGGUGCAGAGGAGAGGAGGUGCAGAGGAGAGGAGGUGCAGAGGAGAGGAGGUGCCAGAAUCACUGACUGGCGGGGCUCCUCUGCCAUUCACCUUCACGGGGCCCACCCUCGGCCUCUGCGGCUACUCACAUACCUCCAGCACCUUGGCCCUUGGAUCUGUCCUCUUCCAUGCCUCUGUCUCACGUCCUCCUGACCCGCACUCCGUCCUCACUCCCCCCCCUUCCAUUCCCUUCAGCACGUGGGGCGAGGAGGGCGAGGGGGCAGCGCGGCGGGGCAGCAAGAGGACUUCUCUGCUUAAUCCCCGCCUUCCUUUCCUUCAGGGCUUCACGUGGGGCGAGGAGGGCGAUGGGGCAGCGCGCGCGCAUCAAGUGGCGUCCCUCUGGUUAACCCCCCCCUUCCAUUCCCUUCAGUAUGGUGGGCAGCGUGGAGACGACACGGCGGGCGGCACGGACGGAGGUGAGGUGCUGCUCCAUCGCUGCAGCGGGAUCUACUCGUGGGACGAGGAGGGCGACGGGGCAGCGCGCGCGCAUCAAGAGGCGUCCCUCUGGUUAACCCCCCCCUUCCAUUCCCUUCAGCAUGGCGGGCAGCGUGGAGACGACGUGGCGGGCGGCACGGACGGAGGUGAGGUGCUGCUCCAUCGCUGCAGCGGGGUCUACUCGUGGGGCGAGGAGGGCGACGGGGCAGCGCGCGCGCAUCAAGAGGCGUCCCUCUGGUUAACCCCCCCCUUCCAUUCCCUUCAGCAUGGCGGGCAGCGUGGAGACGACACGGCGGGCGGCACGGGCGGAGGGUCCAAGACCGAAGACCGCCUCCGACUGCGGCAUAGGUGUUGUGCGGCAGGGGUUGCUGACGGCGUUGGGACGGACGCCUCCCGCGCCUGA
This is a messenger RNA of Closterium sp. Naga37s-1, 1569 nucleotides long. The record is from the annotation of a GenBank genome assembly. NCBI's taxonomy places the organism in Eukaryota, Viridiplantae, Streptophyta, Zygnematophyceae, Desmidiales, Closteriaceae.